AUGCCCAAGGCAGUCGCUGUGAAGGAGGCUGUCAAGGAGACCCUCAUAGGCUCGGAGGAGCCUGUGCAGGUGUCUGCCCAGACAAAGGCUCGCUUCAAUUCCAAUGCCGUCAAGGACCCCGGGUCCGGAGAGCUGUACAUGGGCCCGGACGAGUUCAUCAAUGCCGUUGCCCCUUCAGACGAAGACUAUCACAAGAUUAAGCGAGACCAGUAUGGCCUCCUCUUCCAGGUCGCAGACCGCCAGAGCAAGGGCCGUAUUACAAUGCCGGACUGGGCCUACUUCGAAAACCUCCUGAACAAGCCCGACGCCGAAUACGAAAUCGCUUUUCGACUUUUUGAUGUCGAACGCCUUGGUACUGUGAAAUACGAGGACUUCCGCCGCCUAUAUGAGCUGAACAAGGGACCUGACAGCAUCCGAUUUGACUGGGACUGCGAAUGGGCCAAGCUGUAUAUCGGCAGCACCAAGAAGAGGCAUGCCAUGGACUAUGAGCAGUUCUCUCAGAUGCUUCGUGGUCUGCAAGGCGAGAGGAUCCGACAAGCAUUCUUGCUCUUCGAUAAGGACGGCGACGGGUUCAUCGAGCCCGAGGACUUCGAGCGCAUCAUCCUCGAGACUUCCAGACACAAGCUCUCCGACCACAUUCUCCAGCACCUCAGCACCCUGUGCAACAUCUCCAAGGGCAGCAAGAUCUCGUACGCCAACGUGCGUGCUUUCCAGAACAUGAUUAAAGAGGUGGAUCUGGUAGAGCUCAUUGUCCGUCGCGCAUGUGCCAAGAGCAGCGAUGGCAGAAUCACCCGUACCGAGUUUCUGAACCAGGCCGCCAAGGUCACUCGCUUCUCCCUCUUCACGCCCAUGGAGGCCGACAUCCUGUUCCACUUUGCCAGCAUUGACGAGCCGUCCGGCCGCCUGACCCUGAAAGACUUCGCCAAAGUGCUGGACCCAUCGUGGAGGAGCCCAGCUUACGAUGACCAGUCCGGUUCGGGCGCGGCAUCCCAGGCAAAGUCCGCUGGUGCAGCUUUCCUCAGCAAGGUCCUGGAGUCUGGGUAUAAUUUCGCGCUUGGCAGUCUGGCUGGCGCGUUCGGCGCGUUCAUGGUCUACCCCAUCGACCUCGUGAAGACUAGGAUGCAAAACCAGAGGAGCGCCGCCGUGGGGCAGCAGUUGUACAACAACUCGCUUGACUGCUUCCGCAAGGUUGUCCGCAACGAAGGUGUCCUCGGUCUAUAUUCCGGCGUCUUGCCCCAGCUCGUGGGGGUGGCCCCGGAGAAGGCCAUCAAGUUGACCGUCAAUGAUCUCGUCUUCACCAACCCCCUCGAGAUUGUCAAGAUUCGGUUGCAAGUACAAGGCGAAGCCGUCAAGUCAGGCGCUGAAACCGCUCCCAAGCGAUCGGCGAUGUGGAUUGUCCGUAACCUCGGUCUCGCUGGCCUCUACAAGGGAGCCUCCGCCUGCUUGCUGCGUGAUGUGCCCUUCUCCGCAAUCUACUUCCCGACAUACAGCCAUCUCAAGAAGGAUUUGUUCGGAGAGUCGCCGACCAAGAAGCUGGGCAUCGUCCAGCUUCUGACAGCGGGUGCCAUCGCCGGUAUGCCUGCGGCCUAUCUCACCACCCCCGCCGACGUGAUCAAGACUCGUCUCCAGGUGGAAGCCCGCAAGGGUGACACCACCUACAACGGCCUCACUCACGCCGCCAAGACCAUCAUGAAGGAGGAGGGCUUCAAGGCGUUCUUCAAGGGUGGCCCAGCCCGUAUCCUGCGGUCCUCACCACAGUUCGGCUUCACCCUCGCCGCCUAUGAGGUUCUUCAGCGGGCGAUCCCGUUCCCAGGCAGCGCAAAGAGUCCGAGCGGCGCCGGUGUGUCGGAGGCGAUGGCGACGCUCAAGGACAAGAUCGACACAAGCCCAUUUGCGAGGAGCAGGAACUCGCUCAAGAUCAUUCUGGAUCUGGACGAGGACUUUGGACGUGCAAAGCUGCCGGAUGCGAAGGGAUGGAAGAACCUCCCCUCUUUUAUUCAGGGCAGCAGCCCCAAGGCAUAA
Diaporthe citri is the source of this 2022-nucleotide messenger RNA. RefSeq lists its product as uncharacterized. The coding region runs from base 1 to 2022 and encodes 673 amino acids. The record is from RefSeq and is a predicted model, not a curated record. Gene Ontology annotation, molecular function: L-aspartate transmembrane transporter activity; calcium ion binding; L-glutamate transmembrane transporter activity. NCBI's taxonomy places the organism in Eukaryota, Fungi, Ascomycota, Sordariomycetes, Diaporthales, Diaporthaceae. Gene Ontology annotation, biological process: aspartate transmembrane transport; malate-aspartate shuttle; L-glutamate transmembrane transport. The transcript has 3 exons.